UUUGUCUCGGUUGUUUGCUGCUAAGAUGCUCAAGUUCCCGACUUACUUUUCGCUGGCAAUCCCCAUAUUGGGUCUGUGUGGAACCGUGACAAGAGGUCAGGGAGCAGGACGGUCUGUAUGCCUACUUCACGAUCCGCCAAAUCAGUGUGGAAAGUUCUGCCUGGAGGCACUGAAACCGAUGCUCGAUCACAUAGCUAUCCAUCAGAACGAGUGGAGCAGCUGCGGUGCUCCGAACGAGACCCAGGCCAAGUUGGUUAGGAUCGAGGAUCAGCAGAAAGCUCUGAAGGAUUACCUACUCAAGCUGAAGGAGUCGCUGGAGAAAAGGGAAGCCUCCUGGAAAAAUGUUGUGCCCCUUGACUUAAAGACAAAACUCGAUCGGAUAGAGAAGCAACUGACGGACCUGCUGGAAGCUAAGUCAAAGGCCAAGGUUCCUGGUGUUUCUCCCCUGUUCCAACGGAUCGGCGAAAGAUUAAUUUACGUGGAAAAAGCCAAUCGUCGGAACUGGAAUGCUGCUGAAGAAUCCUGCCGGCUGAUGGGCGGUCACCUGGCGACCAUUCAGAAUGAUUCGGAGUUUAAUGCUAUUGUCAAAAAGCUGGAGGGGAGUACUAGCUACUGGCUGGGCCUCACAGACGUCAAUACGGAGGGACAGUUUGUGUCCGUGGCCUCUGGCAAAACCGCAGCCUUCCUCAAGUGGAAGAGCGGCCAACCCAACAACCUACAUGGCCGCGAUCACUGUGUGGAUAUCUAUAAUGGCAAUAUGUAUGACAGCGAAUGUGGCGAAGAAGAAAAUUAUAUUUGCGAGGCGGUGGAAUAAGUAAAGUAAUUAAAAAAAAACUAGUUAAAAUGAUUAUCUAUCUGUAAAUGAAGGGCAGUAUCCUAUGAUUAGAUAGAGUCCCUGAAAAUAGAUUUAUUGCGGAUUAAUAAAAUAAAAUAACAAAUACUCUUUAAGCAGAAUUAUUGCUUAACCUGUU
Drosophila biarmipes is the source of this 971-nucleotide messenger RNA. Its product is annotated as accessory gland protein Acp29AB-like. The coding region runs from base 26 to 814 and encodes 262 amino acids. Lineage: Eukaryota; Metazoa; Arthropoda; Insecta; Diptera; Drosophilidae. The transcript has a single exon. Gene Ontology annotation, molecular function: signaling receptor activity. The record is from RefSeq and is a predicted model, not a curated record.